Messenger RNA from Candidozyma haemuli, 912 nucleotides. Its product is annotated as protein-transporting protein. The transcript has a single exon. The coding region runs from base 1 to 912 and encodes 303 amino acids. Gene Ontology annotation, cellular component: nucleus. The record is from RefSeq and is a predicted model, not a curated record. NCBI's taxonomy places the organism in Eukaryota, Fungi, Ascomycota, Pichiomycetes, Serinales, Metschnikowiaceae.
AUGAGCAAAAGAAGAAACGAAGAAGACUCAGACAUUGACGUCAGCUCAACCGACGAAUCAGACAACUCUGACGUUGAAUCCCAAAAGGGAAACGAAGAGGAAAUGGAGGAAGUGGUCAAUGUGGACUUUGACUACUUUGACUUGAACCCAGAAGUCGAUUUCCAUGCUACCAAGACAUUCCUUCGUCAGCUUUUCGGUGACGAUGCUACCCAAUUCGAUAUUUCCUCCUUGGCUGAUAUGAUUUUGACAAAGAAUUCUGUGGGUACCACCAUCAAAACUGAAGGUAUUGAGGGAGACCCAUUUGCUCUUCUCUCGGUGAUCAACCUUACCGAUAACGCUGAAAAGCCAUGUAUCAAGGCUGUGGUUGACUAUAUCCUUGAAAAGACCAAGGGAGAUAACGAAUUCAACCUUAUUCUUAAGAAGUUGCUUGCGCCAGGCAAAACUACCAAGGACCAGACAAAGCAACUCAAGGUCGGCUGGGUCGUCAGCGAACGUAUGAUCAAUAUGCCAGUCGAGGUUGUUCCACCAAUGUACAAGAUGCUUCUGGAGGAGAUGGAGAAGGCCGAGGAUGCCCAUGAAAAGUACGAGUUUGACUACUUCUUGGUGGUGUCUAAGAUCUAUAAGAUGGUCAGCUCUACUGCCGAUGAGGAGGACGACAAUGCUCCAAAGAAGAAGAAGAAGGGUACUGCUCAGGUCGAGGAGUUCGACUAUUUCCACUACGAGGAUCUUGUUUUGGAAGAAAACGCCAAAUACCAUAAACACUACAAGUACACCAACCAUCUACAGGAGACCGACUCGAGAAGAGUCUUCACCGAGUACGGAAUUGACCCACGUUUGAGUGUGUUGUUGUUGGAUAAGAAGGGAUUGGCCAAGUCGAUUCCUGAAAUGGCUGAAAAGUUCCCACCUUUUUAG